AACUACCCUCACCUUCCUUCAAUUUCUUCCCUAUAUAGAUGUAAACAUAAAACUUUUCUCUCUACAUAAUCAUAUCUUCUUAUAGUACUGUCCUUUAAUUUAUAUAUAUAUAUAUAUAUAUAUAUUCAUUUUGACUGUUGUAUAAUAUGGCUGUUAGCAAGAGCCGGGUCAGUGUCCACUCUACGCUAACAGCGGUAUCCAGCAGGCCAGUCGGGUCGGGUAAUAAAACCCAUAAGUUUACGUCUCUUGAUCACGCCAUGGGUCUUCAUAGCCUUCACAUCGUAUUUUACUACAGAGAUAAUGUUCUCAAGGACUUUGAUUUGGACCCAGCCAGGGUAUCCCUUUCGGACGCUCUUUCGUUGUACCCACAAGUAACGGGUCGGAUAGCCCGAAACGGAGAUGGUAACUGGGAGGUUAAGAACAAUGAUGCAGGUGUUCGGGUCGUGAAGGCCCAAGUUGGUGCCUCGUUUGAUGAGUGGCUAAGAUCAGCUGAUGGGAUGGAAGAAAAAGAUCUAAUGGUCUGGGAUGAGAUGCCUAAGGACCCCACUAAUUGGUCACCUUUCCGAAUCCAGAUAAAUGAAUUUGAAGGGGGAGGAGUAGCCGUUGGGCUGAGCUGCACUCACAUGCAUGCAGAUCCAACAUCGGCAACCCUACUCUUCAAAUCAUGGAUUGACACUCACCGUGGUCGGGCCAUAGCCCACCCACUCGUAAAUUCAGGAUCCGAUCUCUGUACCCGACCCGAUACAAAUCCCAAGAAGAAUUCUGUAACUUACUAUCACGCCAAGUCCAUCGCACGUGCGGCGCCCUUAGUGAAAAUGGCCACGGCAACCUUCAAAUUCUCAAAUGCAAUACUCAAGCAGUGCCUCUCAGGUAUCUCCGAAAGUUGCCAAAACGCCACUCCCUUCGAUUAUCUAGGGGCACUCUUUUGGACACGUGUCGCACAAUUGAAGGUCCUAAAAAAUAUCUCCACAUACUCCCUCUCAAUAUGUACGGACUUCAGGAAGUUAUUGAAGAAAACUCCGCUUCCUCUUGGGUAUUACGGCAACGCUUUGCAUUUUUCGAUGCUUUCUUUACAAGUUCGAGAGCUCAGUAGUGGCUCUGAUUUAGGACACGUGGUGAGAGAACUGCACCACCACGUGGCGAGCGUCGACGAUGAUGAGGUUAGGUCAGCGAUUGAUUGGCUGGAGUCGAGAAGGAAGAGAGAGGGGGAGGAGGAAAAUAGUUACGGCCCAGCUUUUAGGAUGUAUGGGCCUGAAUUGACUUGUGUUAAGGUUGAUCACUUGGGCAGUUCAUGUGGGCCGAAUGGUAGCGUUGUUGGGCCGUUGAUGUACGAUACUGCGUUUGAUGAGGGAGCAGAGCCGGUCCACGUGUCGUAUCACAUUGGGAAUGUGGAAGGUGAAGGGUUGAUCAUGGUGAUGCCUUCGUCGGAAGGUGGUCUGGGUAGGGUGGUGACGGUGACGUUGCCGGAGAAUGAGUUGGCCGCGUUGUGUGAGGACCAAGCAUUAUUGGGCCUGCAACCCAUAAUGUUGCUUAAUGGUGGACGUGGGAGAUGCUAGUUCUUUGUUUUGACUUUUGAGAAAUUAAUUUGAAUUGAUUGAGUUGUGAUUUAAAAAUUAUGGAAACUCAGCAUCUCAAUCUCAUGUGGAUACAUUAUGUGUUGAAAUAUUAGAUGCUAUAUCAUUCAAGAGAAAAAAAAUAUGAUUCAUGGAUUUAUUUUUUUUAAUAAAAAAUUAAAACUAAAAAGUUAUUGUAGUUAAAAAUUAA
Molecule: messenger RNA, 1764 nt
Organism: Cannabis sativa
Lineage: Eukaryota; Viridiplantae; Streptophyta; Magnoliopsida; Rosales; Cannabaceae
Product: hydroxycinnamoyltransferase
Exons: 2
Coding region: 147-1556 (469 amino acids)
Molecular function (GO): acyltransferase activity, transferring groups other than amino-acyl groups
Source: RefSeq, a predicted model, not a curated record